Messenger RNA from Entrophospora candida, 1326 nucleotides. The record is from the annotation of a GenBank genome assembly. NCBI's taxonomy places the organism in Eukaryota, Fungi, Glomeromycota, Glomeromycetes, Entrophosporales, Entrophosporaceae.
AUGUCGUGCACAACUGACGAAACUACUAGAAAACGUCAAAGAACAGAAGAGGAAACAAUUUUGCAUCAAAGUAAUAAUGACACUAAUAAUCAUACUCAAAAUUAUCCAACUCAUCGUCGUCAGUCUGUAAGUGGCGAAUCCAUCCGACCUUCCGAAGAUCCUAACGAUCGUGUAGUCUAUCCCAAGUCUGAUGAGCUCAAAAAACGUCUAGACUGUGCCACUCUUCAAAACUGGCUCUUUAAAGAUAUCGAUAGAGAAACAAAGUUCGAUGUGAUAGAUGCAAUGUAUGAAAGAAUUGUAAAAAAGAACGAACAAAUUUUUGCUCAAGGAGAUAAAGAUGAUAUUUUUUAUGUAAUUGAUCAUGGUAUGUUUCAUGUAAUACACAACAAUCGUUUGUAUUUGGAGCUUGCAGAUGGAAGCAGCUUUGGUGAACACGCUUUAAUGUAUAAUGUUGCUCGUACUGCAACGGUUGUGGCUAAAACAGAUGGGAAUCUUUGGGCAAUUAGCAGAGAAACUUUUCAACGGACAGUUUCAAACCAUUCUCAUCGUAAACAAAGCAUUUAUAAAAAUUUAUUAAGAUCCAUACCAUUUUUGUCUUCGUUAAAUCAUGAAGAAAUCUCAAAACUCGCUGAGGCUUUAGAACCUAUGUCCUUUGAAAACGGUGAUACGAUCAUUUCUCAGGGUGAUCUUGGUGAUUACUUUUAUAUUAUCAAAGAAGGUCAUGUUAGUGUUAGUAAAAGCGAACAUGGUAUCGAAAAACAAUUAGCUCCUCUUUCAAAUGGAAAUUAUUUUGGUGAAUUUACACUUUUCAAUAAUUCACCACGUAACAAAACAACUGUGGUGGCUCAAGGUUUAGUGCGUGCAUUAGCACUUAAACGUGAUAAUUUUACACGUCUUCUAGGACCUAUGAUGGAUAUUGUUCGUCGUAAUGCAGCACAAUAUCAUUCAAACACCACUACUACUGAUAUCACUAAUAACUCAAUCCAAAAUUCACUUAUGCCUUUACCUGAUCGACAACUUAUCGUAACAACUACAUCUUCAACAUCCUCAUCUUCACCUUCACCCACUGCUACUACUCCCCAAAAUAAUAUUCAAUUGCACUCUGUUAAUCAAAUACUUAACAACGAUAACGAUGAAUACAAUAUUAUUGAUGAAAAUUUUACAGACGUUCGUCGAUCUUCAACAACUUCUUCUGCAUCAACGUCCACCACCACUUCAACCGUUAACAACAACGAUGCCAUUUCCUCCUCUCCCUCUUCAUCAUCUUCUUCUACACGUACAAGAAGAAGUGGUUAUAGCGGAGCUGGCGGUGUGGAUGUUUUGUAA